Messenger RNA from Cladocopium goreaui, 1644 nucleotides. The record is from the annotation of a GenBank genome assembly. Lineage: Eukaryota; Dinophyceae; Suessiales; Symbiodiniaceae.
AUGGGCCUAUGCUUUUCGCGAAACGGCUGCUGUUUAUGCUUUGAUUUCGCGGUGGGUAGGAACUUGGUGGCUCAUCAUCAAUCUCCGGAGCCCGGUGGGAAAGCUCUGGUGGUGCGGCUCGCCUCGGCCUGUCUGCAGCUUCAGCUUUGUGUGGCCCUGUCGCGCAUUGGACGCCACGCGCCGGCGCUGUCAGAGGCCACACGUGCUAAGGAGGAGUUAGAUGACAUUUGGUCGUUAUUGACCGGAGCUGCUAUGGACAUGGCCAUGGCUGAAGCAGGAGGUGAUUCCAACAAACCGCAUCCAGUGCUGCGGUCGCACAUUUGCCAUCCCCCACACUGGCUGGAACGGGCCGUGUGUUGCGCCAUCCAGUCGCGCCUCUGUAUGGCCCUGGAAAUGGAAUAUCUCCUCAGCUCUGAUGAGAUGCAAAGUCAGCGCUCCACUGUGCUGCCGCCCAUUCCGGCGAUGGAAGCGAUGUCAUCGAUGGAACCGAUCUCGGCAGAAGCGCACGACCCGCACGACGCCGGGGAAGUAGGUGAUUCUUUGGAUCCAGGGCUCUUGGAGUUGGAGAAUGAGAGCCUGGACGAGAAAGCAGGUCUCAACGUGGGAUUGCCUUUGCCGCCGUUGUCGGAAAUGCAACAGAUGUGGCAACUCUACGGGGAGGCCAUAGAGUUGGCCUCGCAACUGCUCCCGGCGAAGCAUGCUUUGACCAUCGAUGCGCAGAAGGCGCGGCUCCGUGACCCUUGGCGAACGGGCGCCCUGGACCGCUGGUCACCGGCGUCACCGGGCACCACAGAGGCCACGGUGGCCACAACAGCCACGGCCACAGUGGAGCCUUCGGCGCCCGUCUCGUCCACGUCCACGCCAGCCAAGCGGAAAGGGUCGCUGCCAUCCCAAGAGGUUCCGAAAGCCAAGGACUCGCCGAAGUUGCCGGAGCUGGCACCACAGGAGGCGCAGGAUGACGAAUUUCUGUCGCGGUUGCCAUCCAUGUUGCUGUCCAAAAAUCGGAAGCUCCUCUUCAAUCGUAGCACCACUAUGCCGAGCCUAGGGCUGUCCAGCCGCGAGAAUGUCAUUUCAGCGGACGAGAAGAGCAAAACGCGUCGCAACACCGAUUCCAAUAGUCACGGUGACUGGGUGAAACGUGCCCCUCCCGGUGACGUCUUCUACCGAUCGUUGCCUUGGAGCUUUGGUUUGCCGGGCAAAUCCCCCAAGAACCGGCGAAAGAAGAAGAAGGCAGAUGCCAUGGCGACCCAAGCACACGAUGGUCCCAUCGACCCCUUCAAAGAUUGGGCCAAAGAGUUCAUGCACUUGGAGAACAUGACGCUCUUCCAGCGCAAGCUGAGGACCUUGGACGGCAUCAGCAGCCUUCAUACGGACAUGAAAAUCGAGACCAAGCGCUUUAGGCAGUUUAUGCAAGAUUUGGAACUCUAUGGUGGUGAGGAGCAGGAGCGCUUGGGAAACAAUCGGAUCCUCUACACCGAAGCUGGAAUGAAGGCCCUGCGGAUGGGGCAGCAGCGCAACGAGCAGCUGCGAAAACAGGCCUGGCAGACCUCACCCUAUGGGCAGAAGUUCAUUGAGACUUGGAUGAUGGCGGCUGGAAGACUGGGGAUGGCUGGGGAGGUUGAGAUGAAGUGUGGUGGAACAUGA